Trypanosoma cruzi is the source of this 1773-nucleotide messenger RNA. RefSeq names its product ribonuclease, putative. Gene Ontology annotation, cellular component: cytoplasm. The record is from RefSeq and is a predicted model, not a curated record. NCBI's taxonomy places the organism in Eukaryota, Euglenozoa, Kinetoplastea, Trypanosomatida, Trypanosomatidae. Gene Ontology annotation, molecular function: RNA binding; 3'-5'-RNA exonuclease activity. The transcript has a single exon. Bases 1 to 1773 code for a protein of 590 amino acids.
AUGCAGGUCACUCGGGAUAAGUUUCCCGCCGUACUUCCCAAGUUUGUGGAGCUCCUGAAAAGUUGCGACUUUUACGCCUUUGAUGAGGAGAUGACGGGAAUCAGCACGGCAGAAUUGCCAGAAUCCAUCACAGAUACCCCCGAGGAGAGUUACCGCGCCAAGCGUACAGUCGCCAGUCGUUAUAACAUCAUUCAAGUUGGAAUAUGUUUAUUUCACAGGGAGAACACGGCGGCAGACUCCACUCCGGCACAUUAUGUCGCUCGGCCCUUUAACUUUGUUCUCUUUCCUCACAACUCCGAUGAAUUUAACGCCAAUGAACGAUCCAGGGAUGUGGUUUUAAGCCCAUCGUCCCUCGCGUUUCUUCGCCGACACGAUAUGAACUUCCAGUCGUGGGUGUAUCAGGGCAUGGCGUACUGUGACGCAAAUCAAGAGGAGGCAUUGCGUCAAAGACAUGAGGAAAAGUAUCGGGAGCUCGACAGCAUUCGUAACGAAGGCAAUCAAGAAGUAGAGGGAGUAAGUCUCUUGACGGAAGAGGAGAAGAAAUGGUACGAUAACGCCGUGACAUUGGCAAAGACCUUCUCUGAACGGAUCCAAGCAACGUUGGAACAGGCAAAGGUAAAGAAUGCCGGGCAGACGGCAGGAAUGGCAGAAGUUUCUGCAGCAUUGGAUCUCAUUCAGUCCGGCGGACGAGAAGUGUUUCUUCCACCUCAGCGAAGUAAAAGUGCCCGCGAGGCACUUGAGCGGCAUGUAGAGCAGCAUUUUCACAAUCUUUUACUCACAUUUCGACGACAAGGUGCGGUGCAUAUGGGAAUGCUGCGGGCAGUUUUUCCUGAAGAGCGCAAUCGAUUACGUGAAAAGGAGCAGGUUUUUCGAGAAGGAGAACUGAUGAACAUGUUGGGAUUUCGCCUAGUAUUUAAUGCGCUUGUUGAGAGCCGAAAACCCUGCGUUGGUCACAACUGCCUUGCGGACCUCCUCUUUUUGCUUGCGAGUCUGGAUGGUCCAUUACCAGACUCACUGCCCAAAUUUAAACGCCGUAUGAACGAAUUAUUUCCCAUUGUCUUUGACACGAAAUACAUUGCAAGCCGUCAGCAGUUUUUCCCAUUGGAGCGAUUUGGAGCCCGUUACUUGAGCGGUUUAUUUGGAGAGUAUGGAUUUCGUUCCGCAAAUGCGCAUGUGACGCUUCCGCUGGGUUUUGAAUCCUACGAUCCCCUUGCGGUUGGAGGCGGUGAACGUCAUCACAGUUCCGGUGUGAAUGCUGGCGGUCCUACCCAUGAAGCCGGGUACGAUGCUCUUUUGACAGGGACGCUGUUGCUUAAUCUUCUUGCAGAGAUGGGAGGUUAUGACGUGGCGACUGCUCCGGAGUGUGUUGUGAAUCGCGUGGCUGUUUUCCGCUCACUUUUCGCUCUCAAUCUUGGUGCCCCCGAUGAGGAUGAAUAUCUUCCAGAGAGCGGUGUAUUGGAGCUGCGACAUGAGAAGCGUGUGAAGCUUCAUCACAUCGACUCCUGCUUCACGGCACUAUCGUUACAAAAUAUCGAGCUUCACCCCGUCGAUGAGACACGGACGUUGGCCGUUCUUCCCUCCACGUGGUCUAAGAUGGAGUCGGUUGAAGAGCGGAAUCCGGGUUGGUUAUCUACACACAUGACAUCGCGUUUCCCGCAGUUUUUUGAGGCCUCUGUUUAUCAACCCACACGUGCCUGUUUGGGCGCAAAUGGCGCUUUUCACACGACAUCACGUGCUCUUAUGCGUAUCAUUCUGAGAUCCGCUAUGCGAUGA